GCGGACGCAGGAAAAGAAAAUCCAUUCAAGAGAGACUCUUCUUCAUUGCCUCAUCCUAUGGAGGAAUCACCACUGCCCAUCUACAUUGAGGAGGGGACAGAAGUCCCGAUUGAAAGCAGAAAUAUGGCAACAAAGGAAAAGCUUCAGUGCUUGAAAGAUUUCCACAAGGACAUCCUCAAACCUUCCCCCGGCAAGAGCCCGGGGACACGGCCUGAGGAUGAGGCAGAAGGAAAGCCACCCCAGCGGGAGAAGUGGGCGAGCAAGAUUGACUUUCUGCUGUCCGUGGCUGGUGGAUUUAUUGGUUUAGGCAAUGUCUGGCGGUUUCCGUAUCUCUGCUACAAAAAUGGCGGAGGUGCAUUUCUUAUACCUUAUUUCAUUUUCCUGUUUGGGGGAGGUCUUCCCGUGUUUUUCCUGGAGGUGGUGCUAGGACAGUAUACCUCUGAAGGUGGAAUUACAUGCUGGGAAAAGAUCUGCCCUAUUUUCACUGGAAUUGGUUAUGCUUCCAUAGUGAUUGUGUCCCUUCUGAACGUGUACUACAUCGUGAUCCUGGCCUGGGGACUCUACUACCUGUUCCAGUCGUUCCAGAGCGUCCUGCCAUGGGCGCACUGCCACCAGAAGUGGAACACGCCGACCUGCGUGGAAGACACUCUCAGGAAGAACAAAACGCUCUGGAUAUCACUGAAUGCCACUAACUUCACCUCUCCUGUCACGGAGUUUUGGGAGCGCAAUGUACUGAGCUUGUCCUCAGGAAUUGAAGAUAUUGGUAUUAUCAAGUGGGAUCUAGCACUGUGUCUUCUUCUCGUCUGGGUAAUAUGUUUCUUCUGCAUUUGGAAAGGAGUCAAAUCCACUGGGAAAGUAGUGUACAUCACUGCCACGUUCCCAUUCAUCAUGCUCCUUGUUCUGCUCAUCCGUGGUGUGACCCUGCCUGGAGCUGCAGAAGGCAUCAAGUUUUAUCUUUAUCCUGAUAUCUCACGGUUAGCUGACCCACAGGUCUGGAUAGAUGCAGGGACACAAAUCUUCUUCUCGUAUGCAAUCUGCUUAGGAGCAAUGACUUCCCUGGGGAGCUACAACAAGUACAAAUACAACUGCUAUAGGGACUGUUUGCUGCUGGGAUGCCUGAACAGUGGUACCAGUUUUGUGUCUGGCUUCGCAAUUUUUUCCGUCCUGGGCUUCAUGGCACAAGAGCAAGGGGUGAACAUUGCUGAUGUGGCAGAGUCAGGUCCAGGCCUGGCCUUCAUUGCCUACCCAAAAGCUGUGUCCAUGAUGCCGCUGCCCACCUUUUGGGCAAUCCUUUUUUUUAUUAUGCUUCUGUUGCUUGGACUGGAUAGCCAGUUUGUUGAAGUUGAAGGACAGAUCACGUCAUUAGUUGAUCUGCACCCAUCCUUCCUAAGGAAGGGUUACCGACGGGAAAUCUUCAUCGCUAUAGUAUGUUUCCUUAGCUAUCUUCUGGGACUAACUAUGGUGACUGAGGGUGGCAUGUAUGUUUUUCAACUCUUUGACUACUAUGCAGCUAGUGGUGUAUGCCUUUUGUGGGUUGCAUUCUUUGAAUGUAUUGCUGUAGCCUGGGUUUAUGGCGCUGAUAAUAUUUAUGAUGCCAUUGAGGAUAUGAUUGGAUACAGACCUGGUCCCUGGAUGAAAUGGAGCUGGAUUGUGAUCACACCAGUUCUUUGCGUGGGGUGCUUUAUCUUUUCUUUGGCCAAGUACAAACCACUGACCUACAACAAGGUCUACACAUACCCAGACUGGGCAAUUGGCCUGGGCUGGGUUCUUGCCCUUUCCUCCAUGAUCUGCAUCCCUAUGGUGAUGGUCAUCCGCAUCAUACAGUCAGAUGGGUCGCUUAUUGAGAGGAUAAAAGCGGUGGCUGCCCCCAAGGAAGUUAACCGGUGGUCCAAAGAAACAGAGAGUGGCACUCCCUUCUGCCCCAAUGGAACUUCAAAUGGCGGAUUGAUCAAGCCAACUCAUAUCAUUGUGGAAACCAUGAUGUGAGCUCUCUCUGUGAGAGGAUAAACCUGCUUUAACUGCCGUUUACUAACCAUAGAUUCUCAUAGGACCAGGUUUACAGAGCUUUAUAUUUGCACUAGGAUUUAUUUUUAUUUCUCACAGAGAAAGUUAUUUUUUGUGUGUGUUUUUUUUUUAAUAUUUUGUAAGGUAAUCACAGCAGAUGUCUCUCUGUAGAGGGAGAGCUUUCAUAUCAGACUAGACAUAUUACAGGAAUUUACUAUUAUUGGGUUUUUUUAAAUAUAUAUAUCUUUAUCUCUAAAUAUUAUACACCUUACCACUUGAAUUGAUUGUCUUGCCAGCAAUACAUUCAAGUCUCAGAAAGCAAUUUUAGGUGCUGGUAUGGUUGGGAGCAGGGUAACCUACAGAACACACAAAAGGAGCUCUGUUGAGAGAUAUGAUUAAAAAAAAGAUGCUGUUUCAAGAGAAUUUUCAAAGGUGUAGUAUUUCCACCCUCUGGUUCAAUUGUGGUAAACGACAGGCUUCAGGGUCACAUUAGGGAAAGGGUACAGUUAUGUUUAGCACAGUCCCUGAAUAAAGAUAUAGCCGGGCAGCUGGAGCAGAGAGUUUGCAAGGGAGGCAGAGAAGUUGGGUGUGAAAAGCCUUGCGGCCGUCGCUCCCAAGCACAGCGUUGGGACCCUGUCACACAGACGAGAGGAGGACUUUAGGAAGGCAUUUGCAGGAUUUGGCAUGGU
Messenger RNA from Gymnogyps californianus (California condor), 2693 nucleotides. RefSeq names its product solute carrier family 6 member 6 (gene SLC6A6). Gene Ontology annotation, molecular function: taurine:sodium symporter activity. The transcript has 16 exons. The record is from RefSeq and is a predicted model, not a curated record. Lineage: Eukaryota; Metazoa; Chordata; Aves; Accipitriformes; Cathartidae. Bases 58 to 1986 code for a protein of 642 amino acids. Gene Ontology annotation, biological process: sodium ion transmembrane transport; taurine transmembrane transport; neurotransmitter transport. Gene Ontology annotation, cellular component: plasma membrane.